GCCGCGCCUUCAUGUCUUUAACGCUCGUCUCUUCGGCAUCUCUUACAUUUAGGUGAUUCGUUCUUCCUCGGGCUCCGAGCAAAGCCAGGGCCUAGUUAGUACAAAUAUACAAAUAUGAUAUUGUGUGCUGAUGACUGAAGACCAGAGAGACCAAAAUGAAGAGGAGACGAUUUGAUGGUUUCCUCUUAGAGGUUUUCGUCCGAAUCGGACUUCUGCUUAUUUUUCUUGUGACCGAGCAGCUGCCUCCUUUUUCCCGGCAGAUCCAGGCAGAGGAGAUGUGGCUUUACAAGUUCCACCGUGUUGAAGUCGACCAUGUGCCCACCUUACUUAUGUUUAGUAUAGCUUGUUUCACUCCACUUCUUGUGAUCAUGGCUUUUACGGUCAUGAAGAAGACCCAAAAUGGAGAUCUGAAAGAAUCUUAUCUCGCUGUGACUCUGACCCUGGUGUUAAAUGGCGUUUUCACAAAUGUCAUCAAGUUGAUUGUUGGCAGGCCACGACCAGACUUCUACUAUCGCUGUUUCCCAGAUGGCAUUGAGAACCCACAGCUGCGGUGCAGUGGAGACCCAGACACUAUUAUUGAGGGCAGGAAGAGUUUCCCCAGUGGGCAUUCUUCAUUUGCAUUUGCAGGACUGGGGUUCACCGCUUUCUACAUCGCAGGAAAAUUGCACUGCUUUACCCCAACUGGACAGGGCAGAUCAUGGCGUCUGUGUGCCUUCCUCACUCCUUUACUCUUGGCAACAGUGAUUGCCCUGUCCAGAACCUGUGACUACAAACACCACUGGCAAGAUGUUUUGGUUGGGUCGAUACUGGGUCUGGCAUUUGCCUGGCUGUGCUAUAGACAGCACUACCCUGCUCUUCAUGAUCCUGACUGCCACAGGCCUCUGUGUCAAAGAGAAAGUAUACCAGCUGCACAGGAACGCAAGCUAACCAACUUCAGCUACUCCCUGCCUCUGUAGAUCCACCACUGUGGAUAACUUGUUUUCCUUUUUUUUUUCAAACUUAUACUAUUACUGCAGAUGUGUUUUUCCUGAAUUUCACAAUGCACAGUAUGUAUAAAACAUCAAGGCUUAUUGAAUAAUUUGAUCAUUUCCAGGCACCAUCAGUGCAAUGUUUUAAAAUGUUGCAAACAUGCACUUAGAAAAUGUACUUUUUAUGCUGGAUCAGGGGUCUGUUCUGAUUGUCAUAUCAAUGUCAGAUAUUGUGAACUGAACCUAAAUCCAAAGUCCAAACACUUAUGUUUAUGUAGCACUGUUUCAGGCAAUUACCUGUUCACCGGUGGUCAGCACAACAGUCCUUGAACUAGACAUCACUUGAGUCUGUUUUUUCUGAGCCAGUAUUUGAUAUUGCUCUAUACUGGCAUAACGUGUUUUACAGGUCAAUGCAACUUUGCUGUGGUCAAUAUUUAAACAGGUAAAUUCCAGUAAUUUCAGGCAAAGUGUAGUACAAAAACAAUACAUUGUGCCUUUGUUUUCUACUUUGUUGUAAUACUUGGGAAUGAAGAGCACUGCAUGUUAGUGUAUGGUCUCUAACAUGUCUUGUACAAGAUCAUGUUUCUUUUCAGUCAGUUUUUGACAAAGGUUUAUAAACAGGCAUGCUGCCUUUCUUUACCUCCUUACCUCUUUUCAUGCAAUUUUGAAAUACAUGUAAAUGGUCAUUUUACAUAUAUUUAUUUUUCUUUUUGGGAAAUGUGGUAUCUGUGUUAUGAUUUCAUAAAUCAUGCAUUUAUUUUAUGUUUACAUAGGCUUAAGCCAUUUGCCAUUUUGCUUUAUGGGUAAACUUCUGUUCGUGGGUCACUGAUAUAAAGCUGCUUUUUCCUCAUAAUAGUUUUUAUUUUCUUCCAACUAUUUCCAAUUAUGGAUCUAAAUUUCUUAAUAAAGAAGAAAUUAUCGCUC
This is a messenger RNA of Periophthalmus magnuspinnatus, 1892 nucleotides long. RefSeq names its product phospholipid phosphatase 5 (gene plpp5). Gene Ontology annotation, molecular function: phosphatidate phosphatase activity. Bases 156 to 956 code for a protein of 266 amino acids. The transcript has 8 exons. NCBI's taxonomy places the organism in Eukaryota, Metazoa, Chordata, Actinopteri, Gobiiformes, Gobiidae. Gene Ontology annotation, biological process: phospholipid metabolic process. The record is from RefSeq and is a predicted model, not a curated record.